Molecule: messenger RNA, 2520 nt
Organism: Vitis vinifera (wine grape)
Lineage: Eukaryota; Viridiplantae; Streptophyta; Magnoliopsida; Vitales; Vitaceae
Product: ABC transporter G family member STR
Exons: 4
Coding region: 1-2406 (801 amino acids)
Cellular component (GO): membrane
Molecular function (GO): ATP binding; ABC-type transporter activity; ATP hydrolysis activity
Source: RefSeq, a predicted model, not a curated record
AUGGCGAAGGUCAGUAGGACGGGGAGAAACAGAAACCUGGAAACCCUGCUGGUCAUGGACAAGUCGGUGAAAAUUGAGAACCAGGCUGUCACGCAUGAACCCCGGAAAAUGAUUCCAGGCCAAGGACUGGAGUUUAGUAACCUUUCCUAUAGUGUGCCGAAGCAGCAGAAGAAGGAUGGCGCGACAAUCACCAAAGAAGUUUACCUUCUUAAUGAUCUUUCUGGCCAGGCAGUUAGAGGUGAAAUCAUGGCCAUCUUGGGGCCUAGCGGGGCUGGAAAAUCCACGUUUCUGGACGCCUUGGCUGGGAGGAUUGCUCGUGGAAGUCUUGAGGGGUCUGUCAAAAUCAAUGGAAAGCCGGUUUCCGCAAGCUAUAUGAAGAUGGUUUCUUCUUAUGUAAUGCAAGAUGAUCAGCUCUUUGCCAUGUUGACAGUCUUUGAGACCCUCAUGUUUGCAGCUGAGGUUAGGCUUCCUCCUUCAAUUUCCAGAUCAGAGAAGAGAAAACGAGUUUUCGAGCUCAUUGAUCAACUGGGCUUACAGAGUGCAACCCAUACAUAUAUCGGCAAUGAAGGCAGACGGGGAGUGUCCGGUGGAGAGCGGCGGAGAGUAUCUAUAGGGAUUGAUAUAAUCCACAAGCCACCGCUGCUGUUCCUGGAUGAACCCACCUCCGGUCUGGACUCUACAAGCGCUUACAGUGUGGUGGAAAAGGUUCAGGACAUUGCAAGAAGUGGUAGCAUUGUCCUCAUGACCAUACACCAACCAUCUUUCAGAAUCCAGAUGCUCCUCGACCGUAUCACAGUCCUAGCAAGGGGCAGACUGAUAUAUACUGGAAGACCAACUGAUCUUCCUACCUACCUCUCUGCAUUCGGAAGACCAGUUCCAGAUGGUGAGAACAGCCUUGAAUAUCUCCUGGAUGUGAUCAAAGAGUAUGAUGAAUCAACCAUAGGAGUUGAUCCUCUUGUUCUGUACCAGCGGGAUGGCAUCAAGCCUGAUCAAGUGGCAAGAACCCCUAUUCCAAAAACACCCAAGACCCCCAACACUCCUUACAGAAAGACUCCUGCAUCACAGCUUUUCAGUCUCCGAAGCCAACCAUUUUCGACUGGGAAUUCGACUCCUCGGCUAGAUGCUCAUUACAAUGAUGAUGACGAUGAUGAUUUUGACAACUCCCUUGAAAGAAAAAUCGCAACACCAAAGCAUUUUCAUGGUAGUGCUGCUUAUAAUCCACGAUUGGCUUCUCAUUUCUACAAGGACUUCCCGGUUUGGCUCUAUAAUGGUGUCAAGGGGACCCCUCGUCGUCCACCUACAUGGACUCCGGCAAGAACUCCAGGCCGAACACCUGGAAAAACACCCAUGGCCGGCCCAAGAAGAUAUGUUUCAAGCCGGUACUCAUUACCUCAGCAGACACCUGCCCACGUAAAAACUCCAGUGUUCAGCCCUUCUGCAGAAACAUAUGAAGCUUCCUAUGAGUUGGAGAUGGAAGUACUAGAUGAGCCAGAACACAGGGCCAAAUUUGCAAAUCCAUGGCUUCGCGAAGUAGCAGUACUGUCAUGGCGGAACAUACUCAAUAUCAUCCGCACCCCAGAGCUCUUCCUCUCCCGUGAGAUCGUUCUGUUGGUUAUGGCUCUCAUCCUCUCUUCUCUCUUCCCAAACCUGGGAGACGAUAGCUUGAAGACAGUGAACCGGCUUCUUAAUUUCUAUAUCUUUGCAGUCUGUCUUGUCUUCUUCUCUUCCAAUGAUGCCGUUCCAACCUUCAUCCAAGAGCGAUUUAUCUUCAUGAGAGAAACAGCCCACAAUGCAUACCGGGCUUCUUCUUACGUCGUAUCGUCCCUCAUUGUCUACCUCCCGUUUUUUGCCAUUCAGGGCCUCACGUUUGCCAUGAUCACCCGGUAUAUACUCCACCUGAAAAGCGACGUCAUCUUCUUCUGGCUAAUCCUUUAUGCAUCACUCAUCACCACAAAUGCUUAUGUGAUGCUUGUUAGCGCACUGGUGCCAAGCUACAUCACAGGUUAUGCUGUCGUCAUUGCCACCACUGCUCUUUUCUUCCUAUCUUGUGGGUUCUUCUUGAAGCGAACUAAAAUACCCAACUACUGGAUCUGGCUCCAUUACAUAUCUGCAAUCAAAUACCCAUUUGAAGCAUUACUGAUAAAUGAGUUCCAAGGCACCCGCUGCUACAAGGGAUCUCCUGCUGAUCUUUCGCCAGGCCCUCUUGGUAACUUGAACUACAGCCCAGAGCACAACAAAUUUGUAUCAAUAAACUGCACAUUGAUAGGUGAUGAUAUUCUGUCCUCCAUGGAUCUUCAGUUGAAGAACAUUUGGUAUGAUAUUGCUAUCCUGUUGGGGUGGGGAGUUCUUUACCGCCUCUUCUUCUACGUGGUUCUGAGAUUUUACUCCAAGAAUGAGAGGAAAUGAAGUUUCCACAGUACCUAUGUAUUUGAUCUCUCUUUCCACUUCCAUGCCUGUCUUUUAAGUUUCAGAACAUAGCUAAUACAUAAUUCAUAUAGUAUCGGAAUACAUGUAUUUAUA